Amoebophrya sp. A25 is the source of this 1361-nucleotide messenger RNA. NCBI's taxonomy places the organism in Eukaryota, Dinophyceae, Syndiniales, Amoebophryaceae. The record is from the annotation of a GenBank genome assembly.
AUGGUCAAAAAAGCGAUGAAGAAGGUCGUCAAAAAAGUCCCUAGGGCGGACAGAAGCGACACCGCAGAGCCUGCACCAGCCUCAACAACACCUAUGAAGGCGAGGAAGAAAGCUGCGAAAAAGACGAGCAAAGCAGCUGAUGUUGAGACACCAGAUGCAUCUGCGACCGAAGUCCCUGAUGCAUCAGCAGAAACACCAGCAGCCGCAGAGGAAUCAAAAGCCUCGUCAUCAUCGACUUCGAAGAAGAACAAAACAAAAGCAAAAAAAGCUCCAUCCAGCUCUUUAACGUCCACGUCUUCUUCUUCCUCUAGCACGAAAGCUGCCUCUGCUAAGUCACCUAUGCAUGGAUUUCUAGAACUGAAGCUUGCAGCCGAUGCUGAGGAGACGUACAAGAAGUUCCUGCUCAUUAGACGAGAUGCAGAUGAGAAGAACGCGCUAUUUGUGACGCAUUUGGAGGACUUGUCAGAGAGUCAGUUGAAAGCUGUCUUUGUGAAUUUCGGAGAAGUGGAGAAUUUUACCUUGAAGGAACUGGAGCAACGAGCAGCGGCAUUGAGGAAAGAUGGCGUUGUUUCGAAGGUACUUAAAAAUAUUUGAUCAGUGACUCAAUUUUCAAUUAUGCUUACUACCUUUCUUCGACCUCUUAGUUUUUACUUAGUGAGAGCAAUCCUUCACAUCCCAACAACAUCUUACAAUCUAUCCUUUCAUCUCAACAAGUUGAAAUCCCAACAGACCGCCUUCGCCCUUGUCCAUUUCGCCGAUGCCUCUUCGGUAGACCGAUGCAUCGAGAAAGCUACAGAUGGCUUUCCUCUCCUCGUGGGAGGCAUCCGCGAUAAGAACGAGCAAUGUUUGCGUGUGGCGCUCCAAUAUUUGAAGCGUACAUUCUACCCAGACCCGAAAGAAUUGCAAUCGAAAUAUGACGAGUUCAUGCGCUUAUUCGAAAAAGAGCAGAGCAGGAAAGCGGCAGAACGACUACGCAAGGAAACAGAGCCAGACGAAGAUGGGUUCGUUUUGGUCGACAGUAAGAAGAGUUUCAAGCCUGCCUCUACUCCGGGAAGUGGCGUUGGCGGAGCAAAUGGUGCCGCGAAUGCGGCAUUAGCCUUAAUGGGUGCUGACGGAGUAGCGACUGGUGGUAAGAAGAAGAAGAAGCCAAAGGUGCUGGAGAAUUUCUAUAACUUCCAGACGAAGGAACGCCGCAUGCAAGAGAUGAAGCUCGAGGAGCGCGAGUUGGCAGGUGAGAAAAGAAGAAAGUUGGAUUUGGAAGGACUUUCUUAAUAUAUAUGAUGUUGUGAUCAAAUUGUUCUCAAUACCACCUAAUGUUUUCCCCUGCCACUACCUCUGCAAAUGUAUUUAACUCAGAUCAU